Messenger RNA from Helianthus annuus (common sunflower), 1237 nucleotides. RefSeq names its product abscisic acid receptor PYL2. Gene Ontology annotation, molecular function: signaling receptor activity; protein phosphatase inhibitor activity; abscisic acid binding. The transcript has a single exon. The record is from RefSeq and is a predicted model, not a curated record. Gene Ontology annotation, biological process: abscisic acid-activated signaling pathway. The coding region runs from base 105 to 665 and encodes 186 amino acids. NCBI's taxonomy places the organism in Eukaryota, Viridiplantae, Streptophyta, Magnoliopsida, Asterales, Asteraceae. Gene Ontology annotation, cellular component: cytoplasm; nucleus.
CCACGUGAUUUCUUUCAAACAUAACUCAUAUCUUCUCUCUUUCAUAAUCAACUAACGACCUCCACUAAUAUGCAACACUUUCAGUCAUCAUCUACCCACUUGAAAUGGAACCAAAAUCAAUCCCACAAGGCCUCACAGCAGACGAAUACUCCGAGCUUCAACUCUUAAUCAAUGCAUACCACCUGUUCGACAAAAUUCCAAACACAUGCACAUCCCUAAUAACCCAACGCAUAGACGCGCCCACAAACAUAGUGUGGCCUCUAGUACGCCGUUUCGACAACCCGCAACGAUACAAGCAUUUUAUCAAGAGUUGCAGCAUGUUUGGGGAUGGUGGUGUGGGAAGCAUACGUGAGGUUACGGUCAUAUCGGGCCUCCCGGCCUCCACGAGUACUGAACGGCUGGAGUUGUUGGAUGAUGAGAAGCAUAUUUUGAGCUUUAGAGUGGUGGGUGGUGAGCAUAGAUUGAAUAACUAUCUUUCGGUUACGUCGGUUAAUGAGUUUGAGAAAGAUGGGAAGGUUUAUACGGUGGUGUUGGAGUCUUAUAUUGUUGAUAUACCUACGGGGAAUACGGUGGAGGAUACUAAGAUGUUUACGGAUACGGUUGUGAAGUUGAAUUUGCAAAAGUUGGGUCUUGUGGCAAUGGCUUGUUUGCAUGGGAGUGAAUGAGUAGGUUUGGUACGGUGGUUGUGGUGGUGGUGACAGUGGAUGUACGGUGGUUAGCAGUGGGGACUUGGGUUGGUAGCAUUAACAUGUGAAAGUUAAAUAAAUCAAGAUUUUGAUGGGGCCGUGUGAUCUUUUGUAUUGUUAAUUUUUCUUUUUAUAGUUGACGAUGUGUAAUUUCUAAUAGAGUUAAAUAAACUCCAUGUGGUUUGGAACAUUUUACUAGUUUAGUUUAAAGAUUUUAUUUUUUGCAUGUAGGUCCAAAAAGGUUUUACCGUUGCCAUUUUAGUCCACUAAGUUAACUUCAUUCAUUUUUUUCUGUUAACAAGAAGGGCAAUGCAGUCAUUUUAUAUGUAAUUUUGUUAACUAUAAGGGGAAUUCGGCCAUAUAAAAUGACCAAAUUGAUGUUCUCGUUAACAGAAAAAAUGGAUGAAAUUAACACAGUGGACUAAAAUGAAAACGGUGAAACUUUUUUGAACCCACAGACUAAAAAUGAAACCUUUGGAUUAAACUAGCAAAAUGACCAAACCACAGGGAAAUUUAACUCUUUCUAAUAAGUCAUUUGCAUUUGGGGUCGA